CUCUUGGCUGCACAGCGGGGCAGGGCCACACAAUCACUGAAGAGCUGCUGCAGCAGGACGUGAUGGCGCUUUGAGGACUACUCUACCAUGCAGUCCACCAUGAAUUUCAAUGGACUUCCACGUCAGGGCAGCCAAGAUAAUUUCAUUCUGGAUAAUACUCUGAGGAAGAAAUGUUCCCUUUGGUACCGACGUUCACUGAGGGGAAACAAUGAUCGACAACGGCACAACACAGGCUCUCUGCAAAGAGUAUGCAAGCCCAAACAAACCCGCUCCAACUCACUGGUUGAUUACUCUGACCCACAAAGGACCACGAUUGUACUGGAAAAACAAGACAAUGAAACAUUUGGUUUUGAAAUUCAGACCUACGGCCUGCAGCUGAAGGAAAGCUCUGCAGUGGAGAUGUGCACGUUUGUGUGCAAAGUGCACGAGGAUAGCGCUGCUGAGAAUGCUGGCCUGACCGCAGGAGAUAUUAUCGUCACCAUCAACGGGGUCAGCGUUGAAGGAUCAUCUCAUCAGCACAUACUUGAUCUCAUAAAAGAAUCCACCAACAGUCUAAAGAUGGAGACUGUAUGUGGGAAUAUAGUGAAGCAGAUAGAGCUGGAGAAGAGGAUGAACCUGCUUAAGCAAUCACUACGUGAGAAAUUGGUGGAGCUGCAAGCCCUAACAUUACAGGAAAAACGUCUGAUGCGAGGUAACUUGAACAACAGCAGCCUCCACCUCUCAGACUGCUCAGCGAUCCUGAGCUCCCCCACAGGCCGCUGUGGCCGGCGUUUUUCUAGUGGCAGUAGUUACAGGAGCAUGAUGACAGAGGACAGUGACCAGGCCAGUGUGUUUGGGGAUCUGUGCUCUCCCAGCCCAUGCAGUGCAGCCAGCUCCACAGACGACAGCUGCUUCUUCUCCAGAGAUUUUCCCUCACAUGACAGCUCGCACAGGUUUUCCUCGAGCUCCAGCCGACAUCACCAAUCCCUCAGCCGCUGCAGCAGCUCCAGUUUGGCCGACAGCAGCAGCUCCCUCUCUCCUUCCUGGGAGGAAACAAGGAUCUCCUCCUUGUUUGGCACCCUGCCCCGUAAAAGCAGGAGAGCCAGUGUUCGCAAACACAUCCUGAAGUUAAUUCCUGGACUCCAGCGAUCAGUGGAAGAGGAGGAGAUCGGAACAAACGCUCAGUGACUGUUGUUCACAUGCUCCUUGUGUCUACUUGAUAUCAUGGGUUAACAUGGUUUCUCCUGCUCUUGUUGCAGAAAGAAAUAUGUUCUGUAAAGAAGUGUUUCCCCACACUUAAGGUUGGGUUGAACCUUUAAAAGAACUCUGUCUUUGCCUUCAUGGGAACACAGAGAUGACAGACAUUUUGGCACUUGGCAUUUGUCAAUGUCAAAGUUUACUCAAGAGGGUUCUGAGCCUUAAAGUUGAGCCGGGCUCACUGUUUGGCUUAGACGUGUGGUAGCACAAAAGCAUUAUGAAAAUAUUAUUUUGUUUAAAUGGAUGUAUGCAUACACAAUUAUAAUGUAUAUAGAUGAGAUUAUGUAUCCUACUAGCUUGAAUAAAAAACUGCAUUAAUCAGAAUGGUCUGAACUAGUAGCUGUACUCAUGUAGCACCUUGGAUUUCCAAAUAAGACUAUUGCGACUUUCUGAUUGAGAACAAUAAAUUUUUCAGGUCACAUAGACAUUUAAAAAGUGUUCUUAUUCUGUCCCGUUCAGGUGCUGAAAACAAAAACCAAAGCUCUACUCAGUAUAAAUAUCUUCUCAGCUCAAAACAGGAUGUGGGCGCAAAGGGUGCUACUUAACUGUUUUCAUUUCUUACAUUAUUUUUGGGUGUGUACAACUGUCGGUGUUUGUUUAGAAACACUGAAACUGUUUCUUGUAAAUUAUGAAUGUAUUAAAUGUGCAAGUUUCAUUUUCAGCGGCAAGAAAAUACAACUUUUUACAGAAUGUCAGGCUUUAUUUUUGGGUAUCAAAUCAAGAACAUCUGUAUGCAAAAGAUAAUAAACUUGAAGUCUUACAAACCAACCAGUGUUUUCCUUUAAAU
Molecule: messenger RNA, 2023 nt
Organism: Anoplopoma fimbria (sablefish)
Lineage: Eukaryota; Metazoa; Chordata; Actinopteri; Perciformes; Anoplopomatidae
Gene: cytip
Product: cytohesin 1 interacting protein
Exons: 8
Coding region: 88-1167 (359 amino acids)
Molecular function (GO): protein binding
Source: RefSeq, a predicted model, not a curated record